Odobenus rosmarus divergens (Pacific walrus) is the source of this 572-nucleotide messenger RNA. RefSeq names its product cyclic AMP-responsive element-binding protein 5-like. The annotation marks the transcript as partial. The record is from RefSeq and is a predicted model, not a curated record. Gene Ontology annotation, molecular function: DNA-binding transcription factor activity, RNA polymerase II-specific; cAMP response element binding. NCBI's taxonomy places the organism in Eukaryota, Metazoa, Chordata, Mammalia, Carnivora, Odobenidae. The transcript is spliced from 6 exons. Gene Ontology annotation, biological process: regulation of transcription by RNA polymerase II.
AUGCACCUAUUCCCCAAAGAAGGUGCGGUCUUACCGGGUAAUAACACAGUCCAGGUGGUUUUCCAGAGGCAGAAUUUCUGCUGCAACAGCCCCAUGGCAUUUUUCUUCAAGAUUUAUGAGGAAUCCAAGAUGAAUUUGGAGCAGGAGAGGCCGUUUGUCUGCAGUGCCCCGGGCUGCUCUCAGCGCUUCCCAACAGAGGACCAUCUGAUGAUUCAUAGGCACAAGCAUGAAAUGACUUUGAAGUUUCCCUCAAUAAAAACAGACAAUAUGUUAUCAGAUCAGACUCCGACCCCAACGAGAUUCCUGAAGAACUGUGAGGAAGUGGGGCUCUUCAAUGAGCUGGACUGCUCCCUUGAGCAUGAGUUCAGGAAGGCUCAGGAGGAGGAGAGCAGCAAGCGGAAUAUCUCGAUGCAUAACACAGUUGGUGGGGCCAUGGCGGGGCCCGGAGCUCACCAGCUUGGCAGCACCCGGAUGCCCAACCAUGACACCAGUGUUGUGAUUCAGCAAGCCAUGCCGUCACCCCAGUCCAGCUCUGUCAUCACCCAGGCACCUUCUACCAACCGCCAGAUCGG